This is a messenger RNA of Topomyia yanbarensis, 1149 nucleotides long. RefSeq lists its product as uncharacterized. The transcript has 3 exons. The record is from RefSeq and is a predicted model, not a curated record. Bases 1 to 1149 code for a protein of 382 amino acids. NCBI's taxonomy places the organism in Eukaryota, Metazoa, Arthropoda, Insecta, Diptera, Culicidae.
AUGCCUAAAAGACAGACGCAAGAGAAUCUACAACGAGUAAUUAUGGAUGAGAUCAAGGUUUUUGGGAUUGAAUAUUCGCAAAUUGUGGAUAUCACCAGCGACAAUGGUCAAAAUAUAUUGGCCGCAGUUCGAUACAUGAAACGACUGUUGGGAGAUACCCUAGAGGGCUCCCUCGGUAGUAUUCUUCGCAAAGAAUAUUCACUUGUUGCGAACUCUUGUGAUUCGGAGAAUAUCGAAACACCGGAACUGACUGAAACCUUUGUUAGAGAUGAGGAAGACAUUUUAGAAUGCGAAUUACAGAUGGUACCUGAAAAUGACGACUUCGUUGAAGAUUUAUCUCGAACCGAAUACGACGAUGAACUGUUUGAAGAUGGCGAAGAUGAUAAGAUGAUAAACAUCGACAUCCUGGAAAGUGUAAGAUGUGGAGCCCAUACAGCUCAAUUGGCUGUAUGGGACGUCUUGCGAGAGUACAAAACUCGCCUCUCGAACAUCAACAAAAAAUGCCUCAGAAUGCACAAGAAAGCCAAUCGCCAAAUGUUCAUGUUCCAUAAAACUGCUCUACCACCGAAGGUUUGUGAAACAAGGUGGAAUAUAUGGUACAUAUUACUGCGAUACCUCAAGGAACUAGAAGGUACACCAUUUUUGGCGCUUCUUCAAACCAAUGAUCCGGAUAUUGAUUUCUCUCGGCAAUGGUCUUUCAUAAAUAAGUUUUGUGAUGCCUUUGAGCCGUUGUUCUACCUAACAUUGAGAUCGCAGAAAGAUCAUGUGCCAGUAUCGCAAUUCUACGCAGAUUGGCUACUGUGCCAAGCACAGUUGAACGCAGUCAAUCAAUCGCAAAACAAUGUCUUAGCCAGAAAAUUGCUCGUUGCUAUGGACAAACGAUCGAAGAUACUACGUACCAGCAUGCCUUUUAAAGCAUGUUUAUACAUUGACCCUAGAUUCAAUUUCCUUGGGUCGAAUCGUCUCAGUGCCGAUGAAAAAAUCGAAAUACAGAAAUACCUCAUGUCGUUCAAUAUUCGACUGAACGACCUUGCAGGCCUAAAUGAAGAAAAAUGCAGUGACCGGAAUGAUGAAAAGAUUUCUGAUGACUUCGUUGAGGAGUAUCUCACGAACUUAUUUCCUUAUUUCAGGAAGAAACUGUCACUCUGA